GAUUCUGUAAACCAGUCGAGCCACCAACCGGGCGUUCCAACCCAGUGACCACGCGCAUCUCCGUGACAGUCGUCACCGAUAUGAACGUACCGUGGUUUAGUUCGCAAGUCAGGAAGGCCGACACAGACGCCGUUUGAACAAUAUGACCAGUGGAUGAUGGUCAGUGCUUGACCUUUGAAAGCCUGUCAAGCGAGUGGCCGAGGACCAGCGAAGGAUGUCCCAUGGAUGUUACCGGCUGUUUGCUUUACGUGUGUCUGCGAGUGUUGCGCGCCACCCACCUCCUUUUACCAGCAGUUUACAGUUCAGGACGCUGUAACACGGUGUUCAAGUGUCUUCUGCCAUUAUUGAUUUAUUCCCUUACAACGUCGACAACAGCCGCUGAUACGCACAACCAUGUACAUCAAGGUCAUGUCGACCACGAACACCCCCACGUCCACCACAACCCAGUGUUCGAGUUCGCGCAGGGACGGCGUCGACAACAACCCCCUGCGUCGCCGGCCACGAGCUCGGACGAGUUGACCAACAUGUACAACCGGCUCAAAGCGUUCCACCAAGGCGUCCACCCACGGACCGACACGAAGUCUGGCGGACUCCGAAUCAACUGGAGUAAAGACAUGUUCUUCCUCCUGUUCGGGCGACAGAUGUACGCCGAGCCGUUCGGGGUGCGCCGGUCACCACACCCCAGCACGGGCUCUCCGUGGCCGCUGCCGAAGAGGUACGCCCGGAACGAUAAGAUGAUAUAUCGAAUAGACGAAGACCAUUUUGAAAUUAGGACCGACUCUGCCGGAUGUGACGUAAUGGAGGAAGCUGUCGUUAGAUACACCAAACGCAUUGUGCUCAAUUCGCUGGAGGAUCUGUAUGAUAAUUUGCAGAAUGCAGAAGCCACCACCUUGAACGACCCGCGAGGAAAAUACUCCACGGAUUUGUAUGUGAAUGCGCCCGUUAUAUCGGCCCUGAAUGUGUAUAUUAAGAAACCGUGUAAAGACGUCACGUAUCCUUCAAUCACCUCAGAUGAAUCAUAUCACAUUAUCAUUAAGUCCAACCAGACGGUUCUGGAAGCGAACGAGGUGUGGGGAGCUCUGCGUGGUCUGGAGACCUUCAGCCAGCUGGUGUGGAAAGGCACAGAUCAGAAGCUGUACGUGAUGGAGACGAUUGUGAUAGACAAACCACGGUUUCCACACCGAGGAAUUAUGAUCGACACGGCGCGGCACUACAUCUUUAAAGAAGUUCUAUUUGACGUCAUGGAUGGGAUGGAAAUGAAUAAAAUGAAUGUGCUUCAUUGGCAUAUAGUGGACGACCAAUCGUUUCCGUUCCAGAGCAAGACAUUCCCAGAACUAAGCAAGAAGGGCGCCUAUCAUGCAACCUAUGUGUACAGCCAUGAAGACAUAGGGUAUAUCAUUGAAUACGGGAGACUACGAGGAAUUAGAGUAAUUCCGGAAUUUGAUGUUCCAGGUCACACCUAUGCCUGGGGUCUCUCUCAACCUGGUCUGCUGUCUCACUGUUCGAAUCCCGUCAUGCCUCAGCCUGGUUAUAUGGGACCGAUGGACGCCAGUAAGGAUGAGACCUACACAUUCCUCAAGUCAUUCUUCAAAGAAGUUCUGUCUGUGUUCAAGGACCAGUUCAUACACAUUGGAGGAGACGAAGUGCCCGUCGAGUGCUGGAAUUCGAAUCCGACGAUCAUGAAAGAAGGAGAGAAGCUGUACAGAAAAUGGAAAGGGGACAAACAAUCAACAUCGAGUAACAUGAUGGAUCAGAAUGUCAUCCGUGUGCAGCAGUCAGGGUACAACUCGAACAAUAUGAUGCAGGCCAGACCUAUGACUAACCAGAUGCCAUUCGGGUCACACCAACUGUGGGACUACUUUCAGAAUAGGUUUAUGGGAGAUUUAGAUGGAAUGAAAAAGGAUCGGCCUGCUGGACUGAAAUACAUGAUGUGGCAGGAAGCAGCAAUGAAAACAGAUAUUAAGAAAUUUGUAAAUGAUACUGUUGUCAUAAUCUGGCUUGGUAAUGCCCAGCUUCUGCGGGAAGCAAUCUACAAAGGUUACAAAGUCUUGUACACGUCCUGCUGGUACCUCGAUAACAUAUCGCCAGGCCCUGACUGGCAGAAGUACUACAAAUGUGAUCCUGCUUUUCCAGGACAAGGUGUUGAUGAAACUAAAGUGCUUGGUGGAGAGGCAUGUCUGUGGGCGGAGUAUAUAACCAACGAGAACUUAAUGGUGCUACUAUGGCCUCGCGCGUCGGCUGCUGCUGAACGACUGUGGAGUACACGAGACACGCAGAAUAUCGAGGAAGCGGCGCCCAGGCUCCAUGAACAACGAUGCAGAAUGCUGAGCCGUGGCUUGGCAGUGAACCACGCUAAUGGGCCUGAUUAUUGUUUACGAGAUGGCCGAGUCAAGGGAGCACGGCCGAGAGACAAUCUGGGUCGAGUCAUCACCGUCACACACAGAGUUAAUACUCCCUUGAUGUUUGAACCUGAAUCAACGAAAAGACCAAGACCUUUUAUCCAGGGAGAGAGUGUCUUUCAGGAGAUGAUAAUAAUCAUCCAAGUGAUUAUCAUUCUGAUUCUGCUGUUAGUCGUCUGCAGGAACAAGAGCUACACAGACCACGUGCUCAAGACGUUUCGGUUACGUGGGUCACGGAAGAUCCUCAUCGUGUUCAUUAGCAUCUGCGGACUGUGCAGCAUCUUUUAUAUGCGCAUGUGGUCGUUUCAGUUCUCCAAUCCAUAACAGUUACUUCGUGACGUCACGCAUUCAAGAAUAUCUGCAUUUUGUGUGCUUUUGUUGUGAUCUGUUGCUGGUUUUGUAGAGGAGGGGGGGGGGGAUUUUUUAAAAAUUAUUUAUUUUUGUUUUAUUGGGGCUUUUGCUGGGGGGGGGGGUUGGGGUGGGUGGGGGGAUUUGGGGUAAAUCUUUUUUUUUCUUUUUUUCGGUUUUCUGGUCUUUUGGUGGGUUUGGAUUUUGUUUUUCAUUAUUGGUAUUUUUUCUAGGCAAGAAGGGAUUUUACUGUGCGUGUGUACAUGCAUGCGUAGGUGUGUGUGUGUGUGUGUGUGUGUGUGUGAGUGUGUGUGUGUGUGUGUGUGUGUGUGUGUGUGUGUGUGCGAGCGCGUGUGUGUGCGCGUACGCGUUCAUGUGUACAUGUGUCCGUGUAUAUGGACAUGGAUCCUAGCCUGAGUACAUUCUGACUUUAAAAUUGCUAGAUGAAAAACAAUAUUACUGAUGGUAAAACAUGUGUGUCAUCCACAAUGCUGACAAACUUUAUGUUCCAGUGCAUACAUUGUCUAGAUGGACAGAAUUUAUUUAUCUUUACUCUUCUAAUCAACAAACCCUCAGAUUUAUUAGAUCAAAACUUGUUUUCCUUUUUAUGUGCAUGUAUUGAUGACCACACUGCUAACUACAUAUUGCUGAGAGCUUGUAGAGGUAUAUUUACAAGCCGAUAAUAUACCCACGUUAAUGUGUUGGAUGAACAGUUGUUGGUGAGCAGGUGGUACACAACAAAUACGAGCUUUCACCAUACAGCAAGUUUCAAUAUGGUAUACUGAAAAUACUUCUGGCAGUUUUAGCUUGAGAGUGGUGGGAGGCAUACUCAAAGACUCUGAGAGUGGAGGGAGGCAUACUCAAAGACUAUGAGAGUGGAGGGAGGCAUACUCAAAGACUAUGAGAGUGGCGGGAGGCAUACUCAAAGACUAUGAGAGUGGCGGGAGGCAUACUCAAAGACUAUGAGAGUGGCGGGAGGCAUACUCAAAGACUAUGAGAGUGGCGGGAGGCAUACUCAAAGACUAUGAGAGUGGCGGGAGGCAUACUCAAAGACUAUGAGAGUGGCGGGAGGCAUACUCAAACACUUUGCAGUUGCGACUUCGUCAAAUGUUUAUAGGGACGUAUACACCCUUAGAGACUGCUUGGAUUUGCUGUUUGAUUGUUAAACUGUUUGCUAGCUUCGUCCAGAUUCCAUAUAUGCAACAUCAUCAAAUAUGUGCAGGGAUGUACAAAUAUUUGUAAAUACAAACAAGUGAAAAUCGCAUGAAUUGUAAGGUUGUGGUGUGUAAAAUGUGUGUAUAAAUAUGUUUAUAGAAGAUAAUUUAUUUUUACUAUAUUUUUAACUAACUUUUCUUGUAUCAGUGCAUUUCAUCUGCAUAUUGUUGAUAACUCGAGAGCAUUUUGUGAUUUUAUUUGUCUCAGUGUUAUGUAUUUUUAACUUUUAUAUGUGUGAUAACAAAACAUAUUUUUAGCAAUAUUUUGUAUGUUACUGACUAAAUUGAUAUAAAUUGCAAAUUGUGUUCCGAAAGUGAUAACACUAAUGUUGGGGAUUAAUUUGUAACUAACCCUGCCAUUUAGAGAAAAAACAUAUUUCAGUUCUGUUUGCGUUAUACAUUUUUAAUAUAAUAAUAAUAAUAAUAAUAAUAAUAAUAAUAAUAAUAAGCAAUAAUAAUCAAUAAUGAGAUUAACGAGAAUAAUAAUGCCAACAAUAUUUUUAAAAUGUCUUUCUAUCCCACACUACAACCAUACAUAAAGUAAGACAUUACGUUGAAGGUGAAAUGAAUGUUUACCAUUCAGUGUAAUACUGAACAUUUACGUUUUAUUUGUGUAAAACAUUUAAUAUAAUAAAAAGAAAAAAGAAAGAUGAUGGUGAUGGUGGCAAUAAUACUACUAUUAAAAUAGAUAAUAACGUGUUGUGACAUCACCACCCAUCUCUCCUUCGGUGUGAUCAUCUCUCGAACAUUGUUCGAUUAUGUUAUUAAAGCUGAAGAUGGGUGUUGUUCAUGAUAACAAGGUUCAUUUUAGUCAGAAUUUUAUUUCGUUCAAAAUAUAAUUGUGAAGAAACGAAAGUGUAUUGUGUCACCAAAGAAAUGUAAGUGACAAACGUGAAAGAUAAGUGACAAACGUGAAAUAUAAGUGACAAACGUGCAGGUUGGUAAUUCAUUUGACAGUCUGUUUUUCAGAUACUCUGUGUAGCAAGAUAUCGGUACCUAUACUACUAAUACCUUGAUCAGGUACAGCCAAACCAGCCUCGGUACUUCAAUAAAAUAAUGUGCUCUAGUGGUGUCGUUAAACAAAACAAACUUCUUCCAUUGUUCUGAGAAGAGAGAUACGAUUUUGAAAAUGUUAAUAGUUUUCUUCUUCAGAUAUGUAUUUAAAGUACCUAGUAGUGUCACUUGACGGUGUAUAACAGACACACUCAGACAGCAGUUUGUAUUUAGGAUGAGUAACCCCUGCAACUAACCAAUGGAAUUUUCUUUCCGGAAUUUCCUAAUACUUUCAUUUUUAUCGUAACUCGAAUUUUUUUUUUUUUUUUUUACGGAAGUUACUUAAUAAUUGGUAUGGAAGAGACAUUAUUAUAUCUCUCAACACAAUGGUAUUUGUUCAGAAUUUAUUCUUGCAUUGCAUUCUUGCAUCGAAAUGUGUAGCCUAUAUAAAAUACAUGUUGUUUAGAGUAAAAAUGACCUCAUCUUUGUGUUGUCACUUUGUUAAUUUCCCCAGCUGCAUCCAUGUCGUUUAAUGUAUGUGUGAUAUUCAGAUUUCUAAGUUGUGGUGGUGACAGUUACCAUUAUACUGUGGAGAUGAUGUUGAGUUGACCUGUGAUGGUGGUUGCAGUCACGAUUAUACUGCUGAGGUCACCUGUGCUGGUAGUGGCAAUCACGGUUAUAGGGCCUGCUACUGAGAUGAUGUGCUGGUGGUGAUAGUCACCGUCAUACUGCUGAGAUGACCUGUGAUGGAUGCAAUUACCGUCAUACUGCUGAGAUGACCUGUGAUGGAUGCAAUUACCGUCAUACUGCUGAGAUGACCUGUGAUGGAUGCAAUUACCGUCAUACUGCUGAGAUGACAUGUGAUGGAUGCAAUUACCACCACACUGCUGAGAUGACCUGUGAUGGAUGCAAUUACCGUCAUACAGCUAAGAUGACCUGAGAUGGAUGCAAUUACCGUCAUACUACUAAGAUGACCUGUGAUGGAUGCAAUUACCGUCAUACUGCUAAGAUGACCUGUGAUGGAUGCAAUUACCGCCAUACUGCUGAGAUGACCUGUGAUGGAUGCAAUUACCGUCAUACAGCUAAGAUGACCUGAGAUGGAUGCAAUUACCGUCAUACUGCUAAGAUGACCUGUGAUGGAUGCAAUUACCGUCAUACUGCUAAGUUCACCUGUGAUGGAUGCAAUUACCGCCAUACAGCUAAGAUGACCUGUGAUGGAUGCGAUUACCGUCAUACAGCUAAGAUGACCAGUGAUGGAUGCAAUUACCGUCAUACUGCUAAGACGACCAGUGAUGGAUGCAAUUACCGCCAUACAGCUAAGAUGACCAGUGAUGGAUGCAAUUACCGUCAUACUGCUAAGAUGACCUGUGAUGGAUGCAAUUACCGCCAUACAGCUAAGAUGACCUGUGAUGGUGGCCUUUAAAAAAUCAUAAUAGGUAUAAUAUACCAUUGGUGUAGCAAGUAUGUUAUAGUGGGGGGAAGGGAACCACACUGUCUAAAAUAUAAAAGGUGGUGGAGAAAUAAAUGCUGUGAUUUGGAGUGGUCAAUAUAUGAAAUAAUUACCGUUCUGCUAGGACCUUAGGUACCAGUUUUAGUGUGAAAUAUUCAGCUGGAAUUGAAAUUGGAAUGUAAUGAUGUAUACUGUGGAACAGAAACAAUUUUGAUGUCAUUUUUAAUGGAUUUAUUUGCCGAAAAACUAUUUUUAUCAGGAACGUGAAAAUGUAAAUUCCAGAUUUGAGAAGGUUUUUUUUUUUUUUUUUUAGGGCAACGGCAUAACAGUAUAAUGUAAAUGGUAGCAUAGGUAUAAGGGUUGUAAAGGCAGUGCCAGUAGAUUCAAGUAUAUUGUUGCCUUAUACACGUAUAUGCAUAAGUUGAUAUAAUAAAGACAGUUAUUGAAA
Messenger RNA from Gigantopelta aegis, 6852 nucleotides. Its product is annotated as beta-hexosaminidase subunit beta-like. The record is from RefSeq and is a predicted model, not a curated record. Gene Ontology annotation, molecular function: beta-N-acetylhexosaminidase activity. Lineage: Eukaryota; Metazoa; Mollusca; Gastropoda; Neomphalida; Peltospiridae. Gene Ontology annotation, biological process: ganglioside catabolic process; carbohydrate metabolic process; glycosaminoglycan metabolic process. The transcript has 17 exons. Gene Ontology annotation, cellular component: membrane. Bases 222 to 2723 code for a protein of 833 amino acids.